CCGUAUAUUCACCCCACCUCCUUCUCCCUCUCUCUCUCACUCCCUCUCCCUCUCUCUCGCUCCCUCUCUCUCUCUCUCUCUCUCCCCCCCUCGCUUGCUUUUCCUUCUUUAUUCUCUCACACUCUUCCUUUCACAAUCAUGCAGUGCAGAGUCCGUGUGGAGUAAGGAGAAGCCAAUAGGAUGAGGUUUUGGUAAUAGAUGCAAAUGAUCAUGAAAAGACACUGCAAAAUAUGAAACAACUCAUUUGCGCUGAAGUAAAUCACUGAAAACUGUUUAUGAACUGGCAUCUCUUCUUGGAAAUGUAAAGCGAGAACUCUUUAAGUGGCGAUUUUUUUUUUUUUUUAGGGGUGGGGGGGAGGAAAGAAUUCAAUAUCAUGCAGGCUUAGAGUUUUGAUUAUAUCCUCCUUUUAUAUUCCUGGAAAACACAAACUGUCGUUGCUUAGCAUCUUAGCGCUUUCUUUUUUUGCUGAUAGAUUCCCGUGGUCAGGUUUGGUUGGCUACUUCUUUUUUUUUUUUUUUUUUCCUCCUCCGAACAAAUAUUAUUAUUUAAAUUAAGAUGAGCUCUUAUUUUGUCAACUCACUCUUCUCCAAAUACAAAACCGGGGACUCCUUGCGUCCCAAUUACUAUGACUGUGGGUUCGCUCAGGAUCUUGGGGGCAGACCCACGGUGGUGUACGGACCCAGCACGGGGGGCACCUUCCAGCAUCCGACCCAAAUCCAGGAGUUUUACCACGGAGCAUCCUCACUCUCCAGCUCCCCUUACCAACAGAAUCCCUGCGCCGUGGCGUGCCAUGGGGACCCCAGCAACUUCUAUGGCUACGACCCCUUGCAAAGGCAGAGCCUCUUCAGCGCCCAGGAGUCGGACUUGGUGCAGUACACGGACUGCAAGCUUGCUGCCAGCGGCCUUGGAGAGGAGGCGGAGAGCUCGGAGCAGAGCCCUUCUCCGACCCAGCUUUUCCCCUGGAUGCGACCGCAAGCCGCUGGACGGAGGAGGGGGAGGCAAACCUACAGCCGCUACCAGACGCUGGAACUGGAGAAGGAAUUUCUAUUUAAUCCCUACCUGACCCGCAAACGGAGGAUCGAGGUCUCGCAUGCCCUGGGAUUGACAGAAAGGCAGGUCAAAAUCUGGUUCCAGAACAGAAGGAUGAAAUGGAAAAAGGAAAACAACAAAGACAAGUUUCCCAGCAGCAAAUGCGAGCAGGAAGAACUGGAAAAACAGAAAAUGGAAAGAGCCCAGGAGGUGGACGAGGAAGGGGAAGCACAGAAGGUGGACAAGAAAUAAAAGGAUUUUUAAGGACUGAAAGGCAAGCGCUGCUGGGGUGGAAGAGCCCCUAAGCCCCACAUUAAUGAUAGUUAAUGUAAGGGAGGGGUGGGAAACAACAAUGCAUAGAAAAGAGAAAGAAAAAAAAAACAUUUUAUUGCUGUAAAACAAUAUAGCUGUAAGCACCACUUUCCUGAUUAUCCUUUGAAACAAUGAACAGUAUGCAAAAGUGGUCUGGAGGUCUCUCCUGCCUUUUGCCAGUUAUUAACUAGUGGUAGUGUAACGCAAUAGCUUAUGUAAAACAUGACUGUGAAUUUUUUUUUCUCUCUCUCUGUCUUUCUGUCUCUCUCUUCUUUCCUGGGGGGUGGGUUGGUUAACAUAGCUUUCAAUGCUAUAGAAGUUAUGUGAAAUUACAUUUGUGCACUUUUUAAAAAAUUUCCACUUUUUUUGUUGUGGUUUAUCUGUAUGUACUGGAGGUAGCGAUUGACACAAACAUCCCAACAACAUGAAACUGCCUAUUUAUGCUACAGUUAUCUCUCUCUUUUUCUCUCUUUACUUUCCUUACUUCUGUUCUUUUGUUCGCUUCAUUUUUUUUUGUUUUGUUUUGUUUUUUUUUCGAUUUUUGAAUGUCUCUUAAAAAAAAAGAGAAAAAAAAACAUUAAAAAACGUUUUCCUCUCCUUUAGUUAGCAUGCGCACAGUGAAGCAAGUUGUAAAGUGAUCUUUAGGUUAACUGUGAAAAAGAAUGUAUACUGUAUACGUGAAUUACUUUAUUGGGGGAACUAAUGAUAUAUUUUGUUGUUCUUUCAUCACUUUGUUCUAUUGUCUAAACCUGGAAGCAGCGGAAGAAAGUUACAAUAAAGUUUACAA
Messenger RNA from Cygnus olor (mute swan), 2129 nucleotides. RefSeq names its product homeobox B8 (gene HOXB8). The record is from RefSeq and is a predicted model, not a curated record. Lineage: Eukaryota; Metazoa; Chordata; Aves; Anseriformes; Anatidae. Bases 557 to 1282 code for a protein of 241 amino acids. Gene Ontology annotation, biological process: regulation of transcription by RNA polymerase II. Gene Ontology annotation, molecular function: RNA polymerase II transcription regulatory region sequence-specific DNA binding; DNA-binding transcription factor activity, RNA polymerase II-specific. The transcript has 2 exons. Gene Ontology annotation, cellular component: nucleus.